ACUUACUCCACACACGUCGCAUGGCCACAUCGAGUCCAAGUAAAUCGAAGAAGGACAAGAAGGAGAAGGAUAAAUCACAGCAAAAACAUGGAUUAGAAAGGCUCAAGAUUGUCAUUCGACGUCUUCCACCUAACCUACCCGAGGGGAUCUUCUGGCAGAGCGUGCACACGUGGGUUUCUGAGGAGACUGUAACAUGGAAGAGAUAUCAUCAAGGCAAAUUUCGUAGUCGGUUGAACAAGGAGAACGUUCCAAGCCGAGCUUAUGUUGCCUUCAAGACGGAAGAACAACUCGCCUCAUUUCAUCGGGACUACGAUGGUCACCUCUUCAGGGACAAGUCAGGCAAUGAGUCGCAGGCUGUUGUCGAGUUUGCUCCGUAUCAGAAGAUUCCAUCGGAGAAGAAGAAAGCAGAUGCGCGUAUUGGUACAAUAGAGCAAGACGAGGACUACAUUUCAUUUAUUCAAUCACUCAACCAGCCUGCCCCGGAACCCCCAACUAUCGAAACACUUGUUGCUUCCACCCAAACUAUCCAGCAGCCAAAGACGACGCCAUUGCUCGAAGCCCUGAAAGCAGAGAAAAUCGCCGCGAAGGAAGCGAAGGAAGCCAAAGAGAAGAUGCUCUCAAUGCGUAGUCACGCCCAUCCACCAGAAGUUUUGGUUCGUAAAGAUGACAUGAAGAAGAAAGGACCUUCUCAUAAAUUCUCCACCGACGUUACACCGACUAACAAGAAAGUCGCCAAAAAGGCUGCGGGCCUCACUGCUGGUGUUACUGGCGGAGAUUCCGCCAAUUCUGGAAAUGCAGGAGCGACAGGGCCUCGCAAGCCUCCCAGAGCACCACGAGCAAUGCGCGAGCAACUACGUUCUUCUGCCUCGCAAGCACAGUCAUCCUCUGUCUCUAGUUCAACAAAUACAACAUCCGCACCAGUUACUAGCAAUGAAGUAUCCACACCUCCGGCUAGACGCCCCGUUCUUGGUCUGGGCUCUAGGCAAUUUGAGGCCGCAUUGAGUGGUGUUGCUGGAGGUAAGACUCGCAAAGAACGAGAGAAAGAAAAAGGAAAGGAAAAGGAAAAGGAAAAGGACAAAGAAAAGGACAAAGAUGUGCAUGAGAAGAAAUCCGCUACAAAAGCGCUAGCUAGAAGUGAAGAAAGUGGUGCGCUGAGGGAAGCAACUUUUUCCAAACGUGAGAGGAGUUCCCGUCAUCGCGAAAACACCAAUGGAGGUCCCACUGUGUCAGGAAGACCACAACCGCCGAUUUCGGGUAUUCUGCAACGCGGAGACGGAGCACCUCCUGCUAUAUUACUGCGGGAGCAGAAGCCAACAUCCCCAGCCCCAGGAGCAAAGACGGAAGGGACUCCUCAUCAAGGUCCACAGCCCGGCCCAGGACGCGGUAGAGGAAGAGGAAGAGGAAGAGGUGGCAGAGGUGGGCUUGGUGUGGGGAGAGGUAGUUAGUAUGGCUACAUGAGAUAUCCAUCGAUUCUUGAAUCUCAAACAAUACACUCAAUCAAGAAGGUGCCACGUCUUGAAUGUGCGAGACCAAGAACUCACAGCUUAAAGUGUCCCCUCGAGUCCUUGUUGUCGUUCCUUCCGCUCUCUGUCGCCGCCUUGGUGGAUAUUGGCCCUGAGUGGCUUUUCUUCAUGAAAUGGGGCGCCAAAAGUACCUCAUAUCGGAACCGAGCUCGCACCAAGUAACUCUUGUAUGUCUAAAGCUAGUUCUUGAUAUCAUAAUAGCAUUGUAUGUUCUCCGAACUAAACUUACAGUCGCUCAACAUAUUACCUUCACCUCUUCAGACUCAUGGAAUGGAUGUUUUCGAGACUACAUCAAACAUCUUGGACCUGGACCACCCUCGGAACAAACAAUGAUACUGCUCAAAGUUAUUGUGGCGGUCCAAGCAAGAGUGAUCGCCAUUCACAGUGGUCUAUUGUUCCCAGUCAUAAUCUAGCCUCCGAUGGAUGAGUUUCAUUAUGCC
This is a messenger RNA of Marasmius oreades (fairy-ring Marasmius), 1963 nucleotides long. RefSeq lists its product as uncharacterized. Gene Ontology annotation, molecular function: mRNA binding. The record is from RefSeq and is a predicted model, not a curated record. The transcript has 6 exons. The coding region runs from base 21 to 1445 and encodes 474 amino acids. Gene Ontology annotation, cellular component: nucleolus; cytoplasm. NCBI's taxonomy places the organism in Eukaryota, Fungi, Basidiomycota, Agaricomycetes, Agaricales, Marasmiaceae. Gene Ontology annotation, biological process: positive regulation of translation; nuclear-transcribed mRNA catabolic process, nonsense-mediated decay.